GCCGCCGGCCGCCCGCUCGCCCCGCUCGCCCCGCUCGCCCCGCCCGGCCCCGCUCGCCCCGCCCGGCCCCGCUCGCCCGGCCCGCAGGUACGAGCCGCCGAGGGACCGCGGCCCGGCCUCCCCGCUCCCGCCGCCCGCUCCGAGGACUUUUGCAGGGGGCCAAGCCACAGCCCUUCUGGGUGACCCGCACCCUACCUUUUGCCCCUGGCAGGGCUCACUCACAGCCACCAUGAGCGAGGCCUUUGACUGUGCAAAAUGCAGCGAGUCCCUGUAUGGCCGCAAAUACAUCCAGACGGACGACGGCCCCUACUGUGUGCCCUGCUACGACAGCACCUUCGCCAACACCUGUGCCGAGUGCCAGCAGCUUAUCGGGCACGACUCCAGGGAGCUGUUCUACGAGGACCGCCACUUCCACGAGGGCUGCUUCCGCUGCUGCCGCUGCCAGCGCUCCCUGGCCGACGAGCCCUUCACGUGCCAGGACAGCGAGCUGCUGUGCAAUGACUGCUACUGCAGUGCCUUCUCGUCGCAGUGCUCUGCCUGCGGGGAGACCGUCAUGCCCGGGUCCCGGAAGCUGGAAUACGGAGGCCAGACGUGGCAUGAGCACUGCUUCCUGUGCAGCGGCUGUGAACAGCCGCUGGGCUCCCGUUCCUUUGUGCCCGACAAGGGUGCCCACUACUGCGUGCCCUGCUAUGAGAACAAGUUUGCUCCUCGCUGCGCCCGCUGCAGCAAGACGCUGACACAGGGUGGCGUGACAUACCGCGACCAGCCCUGGCAUCGAGAAUGCCUGGUCUGCACAGGGUGCCAGACGCCCCUGGCAGGGCAGCAGUUCACCUCCCGGGAUGACGAUCCCUACUGUGUGGCCUGUUUUGGAGAACUCUUUGCACCCAAGUGCAGCAGCUGCAAGCGCCCCAUCACAGGACUCGGUGGAGGCAAGUAUGUGUCCUUUGAAGACCGCCACUGGCACCACAGCUGCUUCUCCUGCGCCCGCUGCUCCACCUCCCUGGUGGGCCAAGGCUUUGUGCCGGACGGAGAUCAAGUGGUGUGUCAGGGUUGCAGCCAGGCAGGGCCCUGAGCCAGGACUCCUGGGCCCAGGACCUCCCAAACCAGGGCUCCAGGACUAAGGCUCCUUUUCCAAACCACCUUUGGGACCCAGCCCCUCCCCAAAUUGGGGUUCCUCCUGGGCUCCAGGAUUCAGCCUCCCUGCUCCAACAUCCUCAAACUGGUACUUCCUUGCCCAGGGCCCCCACACCUGGGCCCUUAUGGAGCCUCCAUGAUUCAAAGCCCUUUCGCAAGCCUGGACUCUAGACUUCAGCCCUCUCCCCACAGUCUGCUUCCCAGACCAAGCCCUCUCCCCAAACCAGGGCUCUAGGCCCAAUUCUCCAAACCUGGACUCCAGGACCCAGUCCCCCUUCAAUCUAGACUUUCCAGAGACUCUAGGUCUUCAAUGGGUGCCUGAGAAGUCCUCAAAAGUGGAUUCUACUCGGGCUUGACCCUCCCUAACCCCCAUCCCACCCUGUCCCCAAGGCUGGGGCUCUCUGGGCGGCAGCAAAACGGGAAUUCACUGUCUAAGGGGAUCCCAGAGCACAGGGUUGCGCCCAGUCCGGGUCUGCCUAGUGUUUCCUCAUUUCAUCUGAGCUCCAUUUUGCCCAGAGAUGGGCAGAGGGGUGGGAUUGGCUCACCCACCUUCCAGAUUCUGCAAUAAAAGCAGUGUGAGGAAGUGAA
Nyctereutes procyonoides (raccoon dog) is the source of this 1722-nucleotide messenger RNA. It is a transcript of the gene FHL3, whose product is annotated as four and a half LIM domains 3. Gene Ontology annotation, cellular component: stress fiber; Z disc; nucleus. The record is from RefSeq and is a predicted model, not a curated record. NCBI's taxonomy places the organism in Eukaryota, Metazoa, Chordata, Mammalia, Carnivora, Canidae. Gene Ontology annotation, molecular function: actin binding; transcription coregulator activity. The coding region runs from base 230 to 1072 and encodes 280 amino acids. Gene Ontology annotation, biological process: actin cytoskeleton organization. The transcript is spliced from 6 exons.